Molecule: messenger RNA, 2549 nt
Organism: Hydra vulgaris (swiftwater hydra)
Lineage: Eukaryota; Metazoa; Cnidaria; Hydrozoa; Anthoathecata; Hydridae
Product: forkhead box protein P1-B
Biological process (GO): regulation of transcription by RNA polymerase II
Cellular component (GO): nucleus
Molecular function (GO): RNA polymerase II cis-regulatory region sequence-specific DNA binding; DNA-binding transcription factor activity, RNA polymerase II-specific
Source: RefSeq, a predicted model, not a curated record
CUAAUUUGACUGACCCGUAUAAAGCUUUUCACACGGUAACCGAUUAAAAUAUUUUUGAAGGGAAGCUGCUAUCAUAUUUGGAAGAAAAAAAAAUCUGGGUUAACAUAAACGGUGUUUCAUAGACAAAGGAAAUAUGACUCGCUUGAAAGAAAUACCUAUUGCUCAAAUGUUAUGCAAUCACCAAGUGUUAGAAAAAUGGUGUCUCAAGAAAGUUUUUAUAAGUUUAAACAUCAAAAUCAAGAGAAAUUUAACUCAAAUAUUUUUAUGAGAAAUUCAAUUGAACAUCAUGGUAAUAACAAUUUUGACAUUCAGCACAAAACCAAGUUGGCAGAUGAUACUGAAAGGAACAAGUCUGAGAGAAAUGAGGAAGAGAGUUUACUUUGUUUGUCAAAAUAUAAUCAAAGUAAAUAUGAAUCUCAUCAAAGCAAACAUUACUUGAUUAAUGAAUACAUUGAGUCACAAAAAAUAUAUGUUGAAAAUAUCCGUUGGGAUCCUCAAAUGUAUACAUCAGUUCAAAUGAAUGAACACAGUGAUGACAGUGGUGUUGAUAAUGAUAAGUCCCCAUUAAUUGAACAACUCCCUCAACAAAACCAAAAACAAAAUAUUUCUGUUGCGGACAGUUUCAAAGCUGUUACGCCACAUGAUGAUGCUUACAUAUGUAGCGAUACUGUGCACUCCUAUCACGGGAAGCAAACAAAUUAUUACAAAGAUGAACCGAAAUCUUUCCUUUUGCUUAAUAAUCAGCCAAAAGGUAUGGUAAAUUGUACUAGAGAAACAAGAAAUUUUGAAAAAAGUGGAAUGGAUGAACAUACAGUUAUUCAUAAAUUGUUGAGAAAUGGGCGUUGCGUGUGGCCUUCAUGCGAUCAAGCAUUUAAUUCAAGGACUGACUUUAUUAGACAUUUAGACAGCUAUCAUGUUCUUGAUGAGAAAGGUGCAGCUCAAGCUCGAGUGCAAGGAUACGUUGUUCGAGAGUUAGAAGAAAAGUUGUCAUAUGAAAAAAGCAAAUUGACUGCCAUGCUUACCCAUCUGCAGUUCACAAAUGAAAAGGGGUCAAUACUACUUCAAAAGACUGCUCAUAAUUUAUCUCCGCCUCCUGGGAGACACUCAGUUCAGGUUACUUCACAUCCUUCAACAUCAAAUGGAAGUGGGCAAUGUGUAAUGGUACCCUAUCCGCCACCUGGAUCUCGUAGUCAUAUUGGUUCUUUUGAUCAUUCAACAGAUAAUGAACAUUUAACUUCUCCAUUACACCCUUACACAAGAGAUGGUUUUAGCUCACCUCCGCCGUCUACUUCUCCAAGGCGUUUUCCUUCUCACAACAUUGGUCAUAAUAACUUUAUUCCUCAUCAUAAGUCACAAGGACCUUAUCAUCCACCGCCUCAACGAUACUAUCCUGCUUUACAUCAGACAUACCCUAUUCCACCUAAAAGGGAAUCUCCAAAUGAAAUUGAUAGGCGGAGUCCAAAAAAAGAACAUAUUACAUCUCCAGGAUUAAUAGGAAUGAAUCAUGAGCGGCAUUCAUCGGAAAUACAUCGAUCUAUGCUUGUUGAAGGACAUACAACUGGUUCAUCGCAUAUGCAACAACACUUAAAAAUGAACUCAGUACAUGAUAGUUCUUAUCACCCUGUCAGGAGGAGAGGCGAGGCAGCUGCAAUGGUUGAUAUUGGGCAAGAACUGCGAGCUAAAGGUAAGCUGUUUGAAGAUCCUGAUGUUCGACCUCCUUAUACAUAUGCUUCUCUAAUAAGGCAAGGUGUGAUGGAUUCACCAAAUGGAGAGCUAACGUUAAAUGAAAUAUACAACUGGUUUAUGAAAAACUUUGCUUACUUUCGAAAAAAUACAAGUACAUGGAAGAAUGCAGUACGGCAUAAUCUUUCUUUGCAUAAGUGUUUCGUUCGUAAAGAAAAUUUUAAAGGAGCCGUUUGGACUGUAGAUGAUGUUGAAUUCUUUAGGAGAAGGAUGACAAAACCAGGACUACCAAAGCGUGAUUACUACAUGCCUGGCCAACAAGAAGAGACUGAUUCACCUCCAGAGCCUGAAGAUGAUUAUGUUGCUGAUGAUCUUCCUUCAAUGGCCAUGGAAAGCAAUCAAAAACAUGGUGAUAGUGGAUAUUCCCCAAAAUCAAACUCUGAAAUUGGCUAUGAAGACACAGAAACUGUUAACAUAAAAGAAGAAUAUAACGAUGAUUAUCAACACCGAUCGUACGAAAGAAACUCCGACGACUGUUUACCUGACGAAAUUACUAUGGUAACUGCAGCGCCUUCUUAGCUGUUUUCCUUCCGUAUAUUUUAAUUUUUUUGAUAGAAGUAGGAUAAUUUUUAUUAGAAAAAAUCUAGUAGUGGUUUCUAUUAACUCUGGUAGUUAAAGGGAACGUCAUGAAAUGCGCCUAUGUUUUUAUGUGAAUUUUUUUAGUAAUGCGCGUGUUACUUGUAGUGAUCGUCCUUGUAAAAAAGUAUCGUAUAAAAUGAUGCAUAUUUUAUCACAGAAUGUCUAAUGUAUUUAUUCUUAACCUGCUGUAUAUUUUUAAUAGUUAAAAUAAAUUUCAUAUUUCGUAA